UCCUGGGGGUGCGCUCCUAAGGGCCAGCGUUGGGAGGAAAACACCCCCAUCCAGUCCUGGAAGAGCUGGGAAGGAGGACGUCUGCUCAGGAAGCAACCCUUGGAAGAUACUGGCCAUGAAGAUCUCUCUGCUGCUGGUGUCCCUGCUCCUGGCAGUGGUGCUAGGAGAUGAAGGAGAGGGUCAUUCCAGAUUCCACGCUGAGGGCAGAGGCUCGGGACCCCGAGGCCGCAGGUACGCCGAGGGGACUUUCAUCAGUGACUACAGCAUCGCCAUGGACAAGAUCCGCCAACAGGACUUCGUGAACUGGCUGCUGGCGCAGAAGGGGAAGAGGAACGACUGGAAGCACAGCAUCGCUCAGAGGGAGGCCCAGGCCCCAGAGCUGGCCCAUCAAUCUAACAGGAAGAAGGAGGCCAGGGAGCAGCGGGGCGCCCUGCUCAAGAAGCCUGGUGACGAAGAUUCGCUGAAGAACUUUCUGAUUGCGGAGCUGCUGGCCUGGAUGGCGGACCAGACGGAGCUCUGCAGGCUCAGGUUGCAGUGACGGGUUCAACCCAGCUCAGGACUGGACUCAGCCCUUCACUGACUCGGCUCCUGCCUCGGCCCCGCUCCUGGGUACCCCAGAGAAGCCAAACCAAUAAAGUUCAAGCUGCAA
This is a messenger RNA of Phyllostomus discolor (pale spear-nosed bat), 649 nucleotides long. RefSeq names its product gastric inhibitory polypeptide (gene GIP). Lineage: Eukaryota; Metazoa; Chordata; Mammalia; Chiroptera; Phyllostomidae. The record is from RefSeq and is a predicted model, not a curated record. Bases 116 to 538 code for a protein of 140 amino acids. Gene Ontology annotation, biological process: regulation of fatty acid biosynthetic process; response to starvation; response to glucose. Gene Ontology annotation, cellular component: extracellular region. The transcript has 6 exons. Gene Ontology annotation, molecular function: glucagon receptor binding; hormone activity.